Molecule: messenger RNA, 999 nt
Organism: Rhodofomes roseus
Lineage: Eukaryota; Fungi; Basidiomycota; Agaricomycetes; Polyporales; Fomitopsidaceae
Exons: 1
Coding region: 130-795 (221 amino acids)
Source: RefSeq, a predicted model, not a curated record
CAUUGCAGCGGUUCGAGGCAAUGUAGCAGCGCGUUAUGCCCAUUGAAGUAGAGUUCGAACAGUCAUUGAUAGUUCAAGCCGCAAAAUCGGUAUGCCGGGGACCCUUCAAGUGCCCGCGGGGACGCGAGGAUGAUCAGACACCAUAUACCGCGGAUGAUGGAUAGUAAGGAUACCACUUCGAUACUCAACGCCGGGCGCUCCCCCAUAGACCCAAUGGCAAUGAUAACAACCAGCCUGAUCCCUGGUACGUCAAGUCCCAGUCGGCUACGUUAUCUCGUCCGUCGGUUACAACGGUCGAAGGUCGGUCGAAGGGCUCCGGAGCGCAGUCGUCCGUGUCGCGAGGCACACUGGGAGCGCACGCGCGACUGCCUCCGGGCCUUCUGGACAGGCUCCCUCCAGUUUCUCCACCGAUCAAAGCAGUACACAAACGACGCACCGGUACGUCGACCCAACUCUAAACCCUCGGGAAGCCUUCCCAUCGCCCGUCAGUUCGUGAUUCGUCCCAACCCACGCACGCCCUCGGUGCCUGUACGCAACCGGGCCCGCCAGUUCCUCCCGGUGCACACGUUGUACUCCUCCUGCGACAUUGUGCAUGACGUGCCGCGAUCGUGUCCGGGUGUCGCGUUCCGGGAUGACUGGUACGUUAACCAUCGUCGCUGGGUUCAGAGACCCCGCGCGGCGUCCCGCUGGGCCUGCUACCAGCCUGCCACCAAUCGCCUUUCGCAACCGUGUACUCACAUUGUUCCGGCGGGCCGCUGCACAUUGACAACUGCGUUGGUACGCGAGUGGUCAUAGACCGAGGGCGAUCUUCGGUCGCCAGGAUGGGCCUGUGAUAAGCUAUUAGAGCCGCAGGUCCGUGAUCAGAACGGGACAAUGUUGCAUUCGAGGCUUCCGGAUUCUCCCUUGCAGCGUCACUGCUGACUUGCUGUUCAACCUUCACUGAGAGAGUUUGCGGAGCCCUGUCCGCGGGCGCAUUGAGCUACGAAAGGUGCCUUUGGG